UUCUUUCUUAUUCUCAGUUUCUUUCCCAAAGCCCUAAACUAAACUAAACCCUCUUCCCGCCGUCUCGUCACCAUCGAACCAGUCCCGCCCCAUCUCGCCACCGCGCCGGCAAACUGACAAUUCAUCUACGCCACUGUCUCCCUCUCACCAUCACCUUCUUCCAACAGUAUCAGAUUUUUGAAAAUCAACUAUUUAUUUGAAUCAGUGUUGUUUUCAACUAUCAUUAUUAUUACUUGCAAUGGAAUUUUCAGAAGAAUGGAAAUCACUAUUCCCAAUAGGUGCAUCCACUGUAUCAAAUCUUCUUCUUCACUCUGAUCCUGAUUCCCUUGGUCCACUCUUCUUUAACCCUAAUUCUAACUCACCAACCCCUAUUUUCUCUUCCACAAUUCCCUCUCUUCACCUUCCACACAACCUCUUAACCGAACGCUACCUUUUAACCUCCGACCCUUCCAUUCUCCCCUCCACUGCUUCCACUAUUGCCCAUCUAUUUGAUUCUACUCCUGAACUCGAUGAUGACAAUGUUUCUCAUUUCCUUCACAACCGCAUUCAACUUCUUAAAUGCCCGAAUACCCCAAAAGCUGUUGUUAUCUUCCCAACCGGUGCCAAUGACGAAACUAUUGGCUUUUUUAUGUUGGGUGUUAAGGACUCGCUGUUGGAGACUCGGCUUGAUGUCAAAGGCGAUGUCUUUCGAGCUUCUACUGGUUCUUCUAGCCGUAUCUUGAGGAUGUCAGUGAAUCCAGUUACUGAGGAUGACAGUGAACCCGAUUCUUCUCCUGUUAUUGGAUAUGUGUUGGCUUCUUCACGUUAUUCUGUUUGUUGGUUUGAUGUCAAACAUAAUUUGAGUUCGGAUAGUCCUAGUAUGUCUUAUUUGGGAAGAAGUAAAGUGUUUAAGGAAGCUGUUGUGCGUGCUUGUUGGAGUCCUCAUAUAUUGGAAGAGAGUAUGGUUUUGUUAGAAAGUGGUCAAUUGUUUUUGUUUGAUGUGGAUGCUCAAGGUUCAAUGAAGACUUUCAAAGGGACUAGGUUGAGAGUACCAUGGAAUGAUUCAGCUUGUUCUGAAAACAAGGCUUGGCUUAGUUGUGAAUUUAGUUGGCAUCCAAGGAUUUUGAUUGUUGCCCGUUACGAUGCUGUAUUUUUAGUUGAUUUUAGAUCAAAUGAAUGCAAUGUGACUUGCCUUUUGAAGAUUGAGACAUUGCGGAUGUAUGCUCCUGAUGAAAACGAGCGGUUUCUUGCCUUGUCAAGGGUUGGUACUGAAUCUCCUGAUAACUUUUACUUCACUGUGACUUCUAGAAGUCUUUUAGUUCUAUGCGAUAUAAGGAACCCUUUGAAGCCAGUAUUGCAAUGGAGGCACGGCAUUGAUGAACCGUGCUACAUGACUGUAUUAAGUUUGUCUACGUUGAGAUCCCACUCAAAAGAAGAUACUUUUCAGUUGGCUUCUGAAAUGGGAUUUUGCAUUAUCUUGGGAUCAUUUUGGAAUUCUGAGUUCAAUAUCUUCUGCUAUGGACCUGCAUCAUUUCGAAAAGGUUCUAUUACUUCAACGCUUUCAAAGAUUAACACAACAUUCUGUGCUUGGGAGCUUCCAUCUGAGAUCAAUUUAUCAAGUCGUGGGUGUCAUUGUGGAAAUUGUUUGUUCAGGGAAGAGUUGUCAAAGGAUGCACUUCCCGAGUGGAUUGAUUUGCAGCUGAAGAAAGAGAUGGUUUUGGGAUUUGGCAUUUUAAGCAAUGACCUUGCUUCCUUACUCUGCGAACCAGAUGAGCAUGGUGGUUUUACUCUAGUAAGGGUAAUGUCGUCAGGAAAGUUUGAAUUGCAGAGGUAUCACGCCUCCCAGGCUAUGGCUAGAAGCUUGGAAGAUUGCCACGAAGCAGAUUUAUGUUUGGAGUCACACUUGUUGUGUCCCUUGAGUGUUAAGGAAUACAAAUACAAAUCUUCAGAAUUUCGUUACUUAAAAUUGAAUUACCUUUAUGCCUAUGCAAAUGGUAAUCUUGGUCAAAUCCUAACUACAAAACUAGAAAAGACCUAUUCUGAUGAUCAAGAGGAGGCACCUUUUUGUUCAGAAGUUCAUGAAUUAUUGUGUAAAAAAUUAAAUGCUUGUGGGUUGGGCCAUUCAAGAUCAUCUCCUGCAAUUUCUUCUAUUUUUAAAGAUGUCACGCUACCAGCAAGCUUCCACGAGGUUGCCUUGAGAAAAUUGUGGACUGACUUGCCUUUAGAGUUAUUACAGUUAGCAUUUUUGAGUUAUUCUGAAUGUCGUGAAGUCAUUGCACACAACCAAAAUAUGGUACCUUUAGAAUUUUCAGCUGUUCCAGACCUUCCUCAGCUGCCUCCGUUCUUUCUAAGGAAACCAUCACCCCAUAGCGACAAUGACAUUGUGGGUCCAGUUAUUCCUUUCCCUGUUUUACUUGUGAUUAAUGAAGUUCGCUAUGGGUACUCAAGUUCGGAAAGUGAUGAAUUUUCAGUAGAAGCAGAGCUUGACCUCAAAUACAAAGAAGUUAUGCAGGUCGCUUGUGAGAUUGCUGGUUCGUGUCACCCUGAUGAUCAUGAAAUCUCCCUUGGUGAUGACAAAACGGAACAUUGGGAUGGUUCUUUGAAACCAAAAUCUUUUUCGACAUAUCGUCAAAUAGACAAUGUACAGGGAAACUCUGUUCAUACUGAUACCAUUUAUGAUACAUUUAUUUUUAAGGUUUCGGAGAAGUCCUGUGAGGAGCCCGGUGAGAAGACUGAAUCUGUCGGAGAAGAGAUGUUUGAUGAUCUUUGCCCAAUUACGUUGCGGUUUGAUGCUCCUGUGACCAAGUUUGAACAGCAGAGUUUAGAGGCGUUCACAUUAUUGAAAUUGAAGAUGUCUAAAUGGCAAAAUAGUUUUGAUUUGUAUAAUGAAUUUUGUAGUCAAUCUGGAUUUUAAAAAGCCGUUAACAAGCUAAUAGAUGAUCCUUCACUCAUUCACCGUUAGCUCAUUUGAACACGUGAUAGCAAAUGAGUUGUAAAGAAAGGUUUUUUAAAAGAUGAUCUGAUAGCAAUUAUUACUGUUACACACAGGCUCUCCCUUAAAGGGUUAGCUCCAAGGUGUUACUUUCUUUAAUUGUGCAUAUAUUUAUGAGUAACUUUGGCUUUUCUUUAUAGAAGCUUGUACUAUAUUUAAAUUUUUCCUAUCAAACUCUGUCUAUGCAUGAUUUUACUGUA
Messenger RNA from Medicago truncatula (barrel medic), 3171 nucleotides. RefSeq lists its product as uncharacterized. Lineage: Eukaryota; Viridiplantae; Streptophyta; Magnoliopsida; Fabales; Fabaceae. Bases 239 to 2893 code for a protein of 884 amino acids. The transcript is spliced from 2 exons. Gene Ontology annotation, molecular function: RNA polymerase I core promoter sequence-specific DNA binding. Gene Ontology annotation, cellular component: fibrillar center. Gene Ontology annotation, biological process: transcription by RNA polymerase I. The record is from RefSeq and is a predicted model, not a curated record.